AUGAGAACAUAUGAAUUCUUAUCACAAUUAAGGGAAGAAGAGGAUGAAUUCGUAGAUGAUGUUUCUGCUAUGAGACAAGCCACUCAAGAAAGUAUCCAAUCCCAACACGAAUGGCAUAGAAGAGAAGAAUUCAGACGAAGUACGGGUGGUUGGGAUAACAUUUAUGAAGAAGGACGAUCUUCUUCUCUUGGAUCACGUGGAAGAUAUCGUGAAGAAAUAUCUGAAUUUAGUUUAAGGGGAACUAUACCUGAAUUGGUUAAGAGCAAAAGCUCAAGACAACCAAAGGUUAGAGAGUCUAUUUUAAAGACAUUGCAUAAAAAGAUGGGUGAAGCGGUCUCAAAAUUUAUAAUAUACGAUCGCCUUCCUUUUCGGUUAGCAAGCUCGCCUUGGUUGUAUAACUUAAUUCAAGUAUCAAUGGAAGUUGGAAAAGGUGUAAAGCUCCCAACACCUUAUGAGAUUUCAGAUGUGUAUUUGACAUUGGAGUAUGAACAAGUUCGUGAAUGGGUAAAUGAACUGAAGACGCAUUGGAAACAACUGGGUGCAACUCUGAUGUGUGAUGGUUGGACCAAUAGUUUAAAUCAAAUGCACAUCAUCAACUUCAUUGUUUAUUGUAGUAAAGGAACUGCAUUUUGGAAAUCUGUGGAUAUCUCGAGCGUUCGUAGUAGAGAUGUUGAAUUCUACUAUAAUUUGUUAGACAAAGUUGUUGAAGAAAUUGGGGAAGAAUACAUUAUCCAAAUAGUGACCGACAAUGAGGCAGCAAUGAAAGCCGCUGGGAAAAGAUUAAUGUUGAAAAGAAACCAUCUUUAUUGGACCUCAUGUGUAGCUCACUGCUUAGAUUUAUGUCUUGAGGAUAUUGGAAAAAAGUCUAGUGUAGCAAAAAGUGUUAGAGGAAGCAAAGAAAGUGACAUGCUUCAUAUAUAA
Messenger RNA from Hibiscus syriacus, 921 nucleotides. RefSeq lists its product as uncharacterized. The record is from RefSeq and is a predicted model, not a curated record. The transcript has a single exon. Bases 1 to 921 code for a protein of 306 amino acids. Lineage: Eukaryota; Viridiplantae; Streptophyta; Magnoliopsida; Malvales; Malvaceae.